This is a messenger RNA of Salarias fasciatus (jewelled blenny), 1303 nucleotides long. Its product is annotated as DNA-directed RNA polymerase I subunit RPA49-like. Bases 28 to 1278 code for a protein of 416 amino acids. Gene Ontology annotation, molecular function: DNA binding. Lineage: Eukaryota; Metazoa; Chordata; Actinopteri; Blenniiformes; Blenniidae. The transcript has 13 exons. The record is from RefSeq and is a predicted model, not a curated record. Gene Ontology annotation, biological process: DNA-templated transcription.
UUAUUAUUGGAUGUACGACACGCGGUCAUGGCCGCCUCCUGCUCGUUAGUGUGCUGUGAAGAGGAAAGAGAGUCUGAUCAAGCUGUUAUAGUUCGCUUCUCAAAUGGAAACGUCAAAAAUGAAGACAAACUGGAUUUCACAAUGUACAAGAAUACGGACGAGAACAACCCCCGAAAAAAGAGCAGACGGAUCCUGGUGGCUGAGUCAGACAGGCUGUCUUAUGUUGGACAUAAUUUUGGAGUGGGGUCAUUGAAAUGCAACAGUCUGUGCAAAUAUUAUGUAGGGGUGUUGAACAAAGAGACCAUGCAAAUGGAAGUCCACAGUGCACAGCUGUUCAACAUGCAACCUGUAAUACCAGGAGAGACAACAGAGAGUGCUAAAUCCCAGGAUGCUCCUCAGUCCUACAGAGACAAGGUUGACUCAUUGAUCGAAGCCUUUGGCACCACUAAGCAGAAGAGAGCACUGAGCUCCCGCAGGCUGAAUCAGGUGGGCAGCGACACGCUGCACCAUGCAGUGACCAAAGCUGCCAACUCUGUGAUCGACAAGAAGGGCCUGGAAGCUCUCCAACAGGAGGUGGCUGAGACCGAGUCUCAGAACGACCUGUCUAUUCACCUUCCUCCCUGCGACGCCAACGCUGACGCCCGAGAGAACGUCUACCCGUUCGAUCAGCUCCUGAGUCCAGUGGAGUUCGAUGCUUUGGAGCAGGCUGGUUCCAAGUUGGCAGCACUCACCCCAGAGGAGCUGCAGACGAUGAGAAGUGAUGGAAGGUGCCUGUCUGUCCUGAAGCAUUUGGAUAACAUGCCGACUGCGGGUGAAUUGAGAGAGAAAACGGCUCGCUGCGCCUUCUACCUUUCUCUGCUGCUCAAACUAUCCAGGCAGAAGAGCGUCACCAGAAAAUUUGGACAGGAGGACAACUGCCCUCGCAUCAUUCAGAACAAGCUGAUGAGAAAUUUCACCGUGGAGACUUUCAACAAUGGCAGGGUCCAGAACAUCGUGUCGUCAUCAAUGCGAGCCAAGCUCGCCGCUUACUGCUUGGCUCUGCUGCUGCAUAUGGGUCACAUGACUGCCGAUCUGACGUUACUUCACCGUGAUCUGGGAAUUACUGAGGCCAGGAUUACUGAAGUUGCCAAAGCAAUGGGACUGACUCUAAUUAAACCUCCCCGGGCCAAAGACGAAGACGCUACCCUGCGAGAUGACCGCAAGCAGGCCACGCUUGUUCUGCCUCUAGUCAAAUACGAACAGUUCACUGAGAGACGGAAACGCAAGAAGAUGCACUGAGGAGCAAAAGAAGUCAGUCAGAAAA